This is a messenger RNA of Mustela erminea (ermine), 8417 nucleotides long. RefSeq names its product solute carrier family 5 member 12 (gene SLC5A12). Gene Ontology annotation, biological process: transmembrane transport; sodium ion transport. The transcript is spliced from 15 exons. Gene Ontology annotation, cellular component: membrane. Lineage: Eukaryota; Metazoa; Chordata; Mammalia; Carnivora; Mustelidae. Bases 279 to 2138 code for a protein of 619 amino acids. Gene Ontology annotation, molecular function: symporter activity; lactate transmembrane transporter activity. The record is from RefSeq and is a predicted model, not a curated record.
UUCAGAACACAUCUGAAUUCCUUCUCUGGAGAACAGACAGCUCCUGGCCGGGUCAGAUUUCAAGUUCUCAUCUGUUUCUACCAAUGCCACUACCAGAUUCUUCUUUGUAGUCAAUCUCUGAGGUCUUCCUUGAGUACAACUUGGUGUCUGAAGAUCCAGUCAAGUGUCCGUGGUCAUCAGUCUCUUCACAAAAUCACAGUCUCCUCUCUUGGCAAAACAUCUACUGCCCUGAGCUUUGCUUUUGGAAACAACUUCUACCCGGGACCAUACUUCCCAGCAUGGAGGCCAAGAGCUUCGCAGUUUGGGAUUAUGUUGUAUUUGCAGCCCUCUUUGUCAUUUCCUCUGGAAUUGGGGUGUUCUUUGCUAUUAAGGAGAGGAAAAAGGCAACUUCAAGGGAGUUCCUUGUUGGGGGAAGGCAAAUGAGCUUUGGUCCUGUAGCGUUGUCCCUGACAGCCAGCUUCAUGUCAGCUGUCACUGUCCUGGGGGCUCCCUCUGAGGUGUACCGCUUUGGGGCAUCUUUUGUGCUCUUCUUCAUUUCAUAUGCAUUUGUCAUCGUCCUCACAUCAGAGCUCUUUCUCCCCGUGUUCUACAGAUCUGGCAUCACCAGCACUUACGAGUACUUACAACUACGAUUCAAUAAACCAGUACGCUUCGCGGCCACUGUCAUCUACAUUGUGCAGACGAUUCUCUACACAGGAGUGGUGGUGUAUGCACCUGCACUGGCACUCAAUCAAGUGACUGGGUUUGAUCUCUGGGGCUCUGUGUUUGCAACAGGAAUUGUUUGCACAUUCUACUGUACCCUGGGAGGAUUAAAAGCAGUGGUGUGGACAGAUGCAUUUCAGAUGGUGGUCAUGAUUGUGGGCUUCUUAACAGUUCUCAUUCAAGGAUCAGCUCAUGCUGGUGGAUUGCACAAUGUCAUAGAGCACUCGACAAAUGGAUCUCGACUAAAUAUAUUCGACUUUGAUGUAGAUCCUCUCAGGAGGCACACGUUUUGGACAAUCUCAGUGGGGGGAACUUUCACCUGGCUCGGGAUCUAUGGAGUUAAUCAGUCCACCAUACAGCGCUGCAUCUCUUGCAAAACAGAAAAACAUGCAAAACUAGCCUUGUAUUUUAACUUGUUGGGUCUCUGGAUCAUUCUGGUGUGCGCUGUCUUCUCUGGCUUAAUCAUGUACUCCCACUUCAGAGAUUGUGACCCUUGGACUUCUGGCAUUAUUUCAGCACCAGAUCAGCUGAUGCCAUACUUUGUCAUGGAGAUAUUUUCCACGAUGCCAGGACUGCCUGGACUCUUUGUGGCUUGUGCCUUCAGUGGAACUCUGAGCACCGUGGCUGCCAGCAUCAAUGCCUUAGCAACAGUGACCUUUGAGGAUUUUGUCAAGAGCUGUUUCCCCCAUCUGUCCGACAAGAUGAGCACCUGGAUCAGUAAAGGCUUAUGUCUCUUGUUUGGUGUGAUGUGUACCUCCAUGGCUGUCGCUGCAUCCCUCAUGGGGGGGGUCGUGCAGGCUGCUCUCAGCAUCCACGGCAUGUGCGGGGGACCAAUGCUGGGCUUGUUCUCUCUGGGAAUCGUGUUCCCUUUUGUGAACUGGAAGGGUGCAUUAGGUGGCCUUCUGACUGGAAUCACCUUGUCAUUUUGGGUGGCCAUUGGGGCUUUCGUCUACCCUGCACCAGACUCCAAGACGUGGCCCCUGCCUUUAUCCACAGAGCAUUGUGUCCCAUCUAAUGUGACAACGUCAGUGCCUACAGUGUUACCUAGCAGACCUGCCAUCGCCGACACCUGGUAUUCGCUCUCCUACCUUUACUACAGUGCAGUGGGCUGCCUCGGAUGCAUUGCUGCUGGAAUAAUCAUUAGCUUCAUAACAGGUCACCAGAGUGGAAAGGAUAUUCAACCGCUGCUAAUUAGACCAGUUUGCAAUUUAGUUUGCUUUUGGUCUGAGAAAUACAAACGACUGUGCUGGUGUGGUGUCCAGCACGACGGUGGAACGGAGCAGGAAAACCUUGAGAAUGGCAGUUCCUGGAAACAAGGGGCUGAAUCUGUCUUACAGAAUGGACUCAAGCAAGAAAACCUGGUCCAUAGUUCAGGCCAUGAUCUGAAGGACAACAGCUACAACAAUUUGGCGUUUGAGAAGACUACCCAUUUCUAACACAUGCAUGCGAGUACAACACACACACACACACACACACACACAAGCAAAAGCACACACACAAAUACACACAAUACGUAUCCUGCUGGCCUAUUGGCUAGUAGAUUGUGUAGUUGUCACUGCUCAAAGACAGGGAUGUCUAAUGUCUAUUUAUACUUAUUUAUAACUACAAAUAACAUGACUGUUCCCCUGGAUAUUCCCAGGAUACUCUUUGGAAGACCCCAACUUUCAGGUGAGAAGAAACAGCCUAGUCUUAAGUGCCUUAGCAACUUCUUCCUGGAUUAAAUUAGGACUGGAUAUGUCAUAUUAAGCUUCAGGGUGUUUUGUUUUGUUUUGUUUUGAUUUGGUAGUUCUUGAGCCAUCAUGUAUCUUGGAAUUCACAGGCAGAAUGUAGAAGGGGUUAUGCAUAUUAAAUACUUCUUCAUCACUGCUGGUAAAAUGAAGGCAUGCCGUCCGCCCCGACCCCCAUACCUCACAUAGGUGGAGACACAUUUCACAACACCUCACACUGCAGUUGCAGUUGGAACACUUAAUUGCUUUUAAACCCUUCAUCCCACGCCAGACCCCCAUACCUGAAGUCCUCCUCUUCCGUCAUCCCCACUCCUACAGCUGUCCUGACCAAGCCUUAGAAAUAAUUUUGCUUAGCACAGGAGAGGCUCUGGUAUAUCUUGUUAGUGCUACAGUCAUCACUAAAUACACUCACCCUUUGGGCUCUUGGCAUAGUAGGUCUUUCUAUCACCUUACAAAGAAAAAUUGAUUCUGUUCAACAGAAGUCUAGAGUCUCUCUCCAGGGCCAGGUGAACAGGAAGGAACAAGGAAUGUCCUAGAGGAGGAUCGGGGAAAAGAACUUUGCAAAUAGCUUACCAACCCACAGAUUUCACUCGUCAUGGGGUCUUCUUUGGUGCAAAUUACCUUGUCCACAGGAUUUAUACUUUUUACUUUUUGAGGACUUCAUUUCUUUGCUUCUUCUAAAAACCUUUCACUGCCUCUCCAUUUUUUUUUUUUAAUAACAACUUCUGUUCUGUAUUUUCUUUUACUCCAGAACUUAAAAAAUGAUCUUUGAGAACUCAGCUCUGUUGUGCAAGCUCAAAGUGUUCCAUCAGGCUAAGGUGACAUCAGGAAAGAUUUAUAUGGUUGUUUAUAAUUAUAAAUCUAUAAUUUAUAGAAAGUAAAAAAGAACCAGUUCCACAGAGGCUAGAUCAGAGGGAAGAUUAUAAGAAAUACAGCAGUGUCUCAGUGUCAGGUAUGUUAGAGCAGUGCCAGGAAUUUCUUUUGGUGACCAGGUAAGAUUAAAAGGCCUAGAAAUAAUAUGUUAGCAAAAUAAAAUGAAAUGGUCCAAAUGGGGAAGAAUGAGAAGUCCCAAAGGUUCUGUUGUUUAGAUGUAAUCCAGGAGGAGAAAACCUUAAAAGAAGCAAUGAGAUAGAGAAAAAAAUUAUGUAACCAGUGUUUGUUAUUAGGGAGGGAAGAUAGAAAGAUGGGGGAAAACCAAUGAAGAAAUUAAAAAAAAAAACAACUGGGAUUCACAAGCCACAACCAAAUGCUUGCCUUCUCUCUCUCCAUUCUCAGUGGGAGAGGUGAAUAGAGUUAGAAAAAGAGAGAACUGGGUUGUGGUUUACAAGGGAGAUGAGAAAAACACAUUUUGAAAAAGGAGGAAAGAAGUAAAGUAAGAAUACACUUGGAAAAAUAUCUGGAAAUGAGAAGGAAAAAAAUCAUGAAAAUGAGAAAUGUCUGAAAACAUUUCUUGAGGUCCACCAAGCUAACAAAGAUGUUGAUCUAAGGAUCUGCAAAUUGGAAGGUGUGAUUAUUUUCCAAAUGAUUUAGUAGUUAGGACAUUUCUAUGACUUAGAGCUCGAGAAUAUAUUAGGUGAAUGUCGACAUCCGGGCCAAACCUCAUUGGUUUAGUUCAUAUCUUAUGACUGGGAAGGGAAGCAACAAUUCUGAGGAUGAAACCUGAUAAACAGUAGCAAUUAUAUAUAUGGUUUCCUGCCUGCCCCCUGCCUCCCAGAGGAUGCUUUAUUGACAAAUUAUCCAUUAUUCAUUCACUUUAAGGAGAAGAUAAAUCAGUUACUACCCCUGCAUCUUGCCUUCUCAGCACACCCUGUAGAGAUUUUAACGCUGGAGAAAGAACUUGGAGUGGUGUUCUUUCCACGGCAAGAGCAUGGAUGGCAGUCCCUAAAGGGUGUCUGAACUGAGCAGUGGCCACUCAGGCAUCUGAGAACACAUCACGAUUUUGAGCUGAGACUCUGCCCCCAGCAGGUCCACAGCGGCCUGCAGACCUGGUCUCCGAUGCUGAGAACCAGCACAGAGCUACCCCUCCAGACACACCAGACACAAGGGGCCCAGGGUGAGAGGCACACUGCUGGGGUAUAGAUGGAUGGGAUACAUUUCAAGGUUUUGAAAUUACUCUUGGAAUUGCAUGAAAUCAAAAUGUACCAUAAUGUUCUUCAUUUUACUCACAAAUAAUCCCAUCAACAUUUCACUAGGACAGCACUUUGUCCAGAGAGUUUUUUAGGACCCCUUUUUCUCUUUUUUAGUUGCUAAUUCUCUUACCUGAAGUAUUAUCAAAGCAUCAGUGAACUUACAAAUGGAAAAUACCAUUAUUAUUGUCAUUAUUAUUAUUAUAAAAAUAAUAAUUUUAUAUUAUUAUUCACGUAGUGGAACCUGUGGCCUUAUGAGUUAAUAUUUUGAGGUGCGUAUAGAGGUCAAUAUAGGGAUCCCUCCUCAUUCUUCCUAACUGAACAAAUGUACAAAAAUCUAAGGCUUUAGGUAGAGUGUCGAGUCCCAGAGGAAAACUAUCUUCCACAGUGUCUAAGAACCAUGUUUGUUGUGUGGCUGAAAGGAAAUGUGAAGUGCAGUCCUAGGCUCGUCUUCUUGGUCAUGACACCUCUCUCCUGCUCUCACUAUUCCCUAGGAGCCUUAGUUCAGACUUGAGUCAAGGUUGACCAUGCAAUAUAAGAUCUGUCCAGUGUCACGUCCAAUCCAAGCCAAGGAAAUGACUUAAACCUGUGGUUUAAUCUGUCUGGAGACAGAUUGGAGGAAGACAACCUAGAUUCAGAUGGAAGUUCUGAUACAAAUUAUCUCAGGAAUUCUUGGGCAAGUCUUUCUAAAAUGUUAUUACACAUUAAAAGGAGCAGAAGUUGUCCCUACUUAGUAGGGUUGUUGCGAGGAAUUAUAGAGGGAAAUCAUAUCAGCUAGUUAGCGUGGUGACUGGCCCCAUGAAACGUUCAAUACUUGUUAGUCUUCAAUAUAUUAAGAAAGUGAUACUCAUUACAGUAUUCAUUUUUAGUUAAAUUGGUUCACUGUUUCUCUUUAAAUUUCCAAGAUACUGGCUUAGCAUAUGAAUUACUGAAGCACUUUAAGAACUAACAAGAACAAGAGAACCAUAAACUAUAAACUAAAAGUCAUACCAUUAAUUUCCAAACGGUAGCCUUUUAAUGGUCAAUUCAAAUGAAAUAUGAUUUUUCAGGGAGCAAAUUUUCUAGUCUGAAAUUCUUGAAAAAAAGAAAAAAAAACCCACUGAGAUUUAUUACUGGAAAAAUGCAAUUUUCAUUUUUAUGAUUUUUAAGUAUUGUGUUUGUACGUGUAAACAGGAUCUUAAGCCUUGUGUACGACUCAGUGCACACUUACCAGAGAUUGUGAUUCUCCAGACAACAGAAGGGGUGAGGCCUUUUCCCUUGUCUAAUUCAAAUAAUAUUUCUUGAAUAUAAAUCUCAUUCUUUUGUGAUUUUACAGGGUUCUAGCAUUUCACUUUAAAGAGGAAAAAAAAGAAAAAAAGGAAAGAAACCACACACCAGGGAGCUUGCAAACAAUGUUUCAAAGAGAAUAUUAUUGAAAUAUCUUUAUGAUAUUACAAUCUUACUUAAACAUUAUUACAAAGAUCAGAUCAGUAAAUAGAAAUAAAAAACAGAACAGUUUCCUUUUACUUGUUCUCUUAGAAACAAAUUGUUUUAAAACAGUACCAAAAUUUAAGCUUUCUAUGUAUACAUUUGUAUAUUUAGAAAUCUCAUGUGCACAAUCUCAGUAUUCCAAGGUAACUGGGUUUACUGCAAAGUUAACUAUUUUAUCUAACUUUAAUAACCUUGAAGUAUAAUCUGUUUCCAAACAACUGAAAUUUAAUUGAUGUUACCAAUUAUAUUAAAAUGAUACAAAAUUUUAAUCAAGUGUAACUCAUAAUUAAUAAUCAUCUAAUGGAUUAUUUUUAUUUGUAAUUUUUGGAGAAAGUUAAUGUUAUUAUUCUUCCUGCAUUCCAGUCUCCUGACCAUAUCAAUCUAGAUUUGCAAACACCUGAGUAACAAACAUUCAUAAACUCACUUUUCUAACACUGCACUUGUGGUAUUUGAAAUAUCAGCUGUUUAGAAGACUGAGUUAAACAUAUAAAUAUUUGGCUUCUUAAUCAACAUGGCCCUCACUUGGGGUGUAGGUGUAUCAGUGGCUCUCUUGUUAUACUCUCAUGAUGAAUUAGAAAAAUAAUUCUAUUCUAUCAUGGAAAUGUUAAUUGGUAAUAUUUCUGUAUAUGAGUGUGAAAUUUAAGAUGAUUUUUUUCUAUUUCCAAAUUUUCUGUCUUUUUCAUAGAGCCAUGAAAUACUAAAUUUAAUGCUGUAGAUAUACAACUACUCAAUUUUAAGAAAUAUCUGUAGAAUGAACAUAGAUAUAUAAUUAAGAUGUGUAACAAUUUUAAUUAUUUCUUUUAAAAGUAAUUUCAGACCAGAGCAUAUUUAAAUGAUCAAUGUGACUAUUUUCUAGGUUAGGAGCAGUAUGCAAAAUAAUUACCCAAAUUAAAAGCUUUUAUAUAAGCCUAAUAGAUUAAAGCAGGUCUACCAAAUCACCAAGGAAGCAUAUGUCAAAAUAAGGUUUGACAUAUGAUAUAAUAUGACUUAUAUGUAUUCAGGAUUAUGCCUAUUUUUGGGCUGCUCAGGGGCUUAGGGCACACAUACACACACAGACAGACCCACAUACACUCAGAAGUAACCAGGAUGAGGAUUUUAUGACUUAAUACAAUAGAUUACUCUAAAUCAAGAAAGACCAUAUAUAAUGGUGAUGUCUUUUAUGGGCCUUGGCCUAUUUGCCCUCAGGAAUUUCCAGAAACAACCAUUCAUCUGUUUUUAAAAAAUGUUAAAGCAAUUAUGUACACAGGUGUUUUGAACAUCCUGUUCGCCAUUACAGAAUCUGCUUUGACAUAUUUAAAAAGCUAAAAAUAAUUUUAUGUAGUAUGUUGAUUCAAUGUCCCAAUGUAAUUACCACGUAAGAAAAUAAAUGAGCAAUCCACAAAUUGCUUAUCUUACCAGCAUAAGAUGGUCAGCAGAAUUUGUAGAGGCAAUCUAAUUGAUUGAUUUGGAAUCUACAUCAUAAAGGUUUAUGUACCAUUAUUGUUUACUGUUUUCAAGAAUGUUGACCUUAAACUUUUAUUCAAUCUAUUUCAACAGAGCAAAUCUUCCUUAGAUUGGCUUUAAAACUUCUUAUGAAAGUUUAAUGAUUAAAAUGAUUAAUGAUCAACAAUCUACUGUAUAUAAUUUGAUUUGCAGAAGAAUUGCAGACAGUAGAAAGAAAAAAAAAUCAACAUUUAAGUUCAUCUGGUUAAAUAUACGGUUGCAACAUAAUUUCUCCUAUGGAGAAUAAAAAUGGUUGGAGAAAUAUAUUCCAUCUUUUCCCCAAACUUCCUCUUCAAUUACAGGACUCCCUAGAUCUUUCUUAGUUGAAAAAUACAGUAUAGAAGCCGAUAGUCACACAUCCUAGGAAAGUAAAAUUAUACAUAUUUUUAAGGGCAUUUUCAUCUUCAGCAUUGUUGUUUAUUCUUUGGAUGGAGUUGUCACUGAAAUCUAAGCUUACCACAGUUAGCUUUGUAAUCUUAAAAUAAGAAAAAAAAAAAAAAACCAAGGGGAAAACACUUCAUUUCUCUGAACGUUAGAGGAUGAACAAAAUUGCAAUUGUUUUUCAGUCAGAAAGAAGGCUGGGUGUGUGCACAGCAGAGUCUAAAAUGGGCUUUGCAAAGCAGACAUUUUUGCUCAGGUAGGAGAGUCCUAAGUCCCUUCACCAUCUCCCAAACAUUGGUUCCACAAUUAUCUAUGCCACCAGAUUUUUCUGGCCACUCAGUUCUUUUCUUCUCACUAAAUGAAAAGUGGGAAAAGCCUGCUCAUACUAGUUGUUAGAAAGAUAUUAAAUUUAGCCAAUGUGGGGGCCCUUGGCUGCCUUAGUCAGUAGGUUGUGUAGCUCUUGAUCUCAGGGUUGUGAGUUUGAGCCUCAUGCUUGGUGUAGACAUUAAAAAAAUAAUCAUUAAAAACA